This is a messenger RNA of Aspergillus clavatus NRRL 1, 1227 nucleotides long. Its product is annotated as bile acid:sodium symporter family protein. NCBI's taxonomy places the organism in Eukaryota, Fungi, Ascomycota, Eurotiomycetes, Eurotiales, Aspergillaceae. The transcript has 4 exons. The record is from RefSeq and is a predicted model, not a curated record. Gene Ontology annotation, cellular component: plasma membrane. Bases 1 to 1227 code for a protein of 408 amino acids.
AUGCCCAACGGUCACUCGCCUGAGAUGUCACAGAAAAAUGAAUCUUCGGAUGACUGUUCAGUAAACCGAGUUUGUGCUGGCGAGAUUGGCCCUCCCUCGGUAAUGCCGACGGGACAAGAGGAUGCUCCCGUCGAAAAGCCAUCCCGGCGGUGGCUUAUGCGAGUCCUGCUUGGCAUUGGGGAGUUGGCAAUGGACCAAUGGUUUCUGAUCGUCAUGGGCAUCCUGAUUGCGUUUUCUUCGCAGGUCCAGGUGCCGCGAGCUCAUCAGGAACUGAAACAGACGAUGAUCAACUACAUGUCCGUGGCCAUCAUCUUUUUGAUCAACGGCUGCACGCUGCCCACCACGGUUCUGGUCGAGAACCUUGGCAGGUGGAAGAUCCAUAUCUUCGUGCAGGUGCAAUGUUACCUUUUGACCUCAGCGACCAGCUACGGGGUCGUUAGUGCCGCGGCGGCCAAUCCCAGAUUCAUGGACCCUGCUCUGCUGGUGGGCAUUGUCAUCAUGGGCUGUCUUCCUACCGCCAUUGCAUUCAAUACGAUCAUGACUAGAAAGGCCAAUGGAAAUGCUGCCCUGACUGUGGCGCAAUCCACCAUAGGGAAUCUUCUGGGUCCCUUCGUGACCACUGCGCUGAUCAAGCUGUACACCAGUACAGAUGUGUGGUAUGUGGGCAUUUUACCAGAGUCGCAGGGAUUUGGUGAGACUUAUCGGUAUGUCUUCAAGCAACUGGGACUCUCGGUGUUUGUUCCAUUGGCAGUGGGCCAACUAGUAGUCAAACUGUUCCCUAACCUGGUGAGAAAAGUUCUCGUGGAAUGGAAAGUGAGCAAAAUCAGCUCUUGCGCCUUGCUGGUGCUUAUCUGGAGCACCUAUGAUGGGGCAUUUGCUUCUAAUGCCUUCGGUAACAUCCCCUCGAACAACAUGAUCUUCACCGUGUUCAUUCUCGUCGCCCUUUUCUUUGUCUGGAUCACUAUCGCCUUUGUGGUAUCCCAAAUCUGGCUUUCUCGCGAGGAUACAAUUGCGGUAGCAUACUUGGUCUCCACAAAGACCCCUGCGAUGGGUGUGCCAUUGACUACGAUUAUGUUCGCGGGCCUGACUGCUGCAGAGCAAUCUCGGACGCGACUUCCCAUGGUGAUCUUCCAGGCUAUCCAGAUAUCUGGCAGUAGCGUGUUGACGAUAUUGCUACGCAAAUGGCAAGCGCGGGGGAAGGUUGACCGGACAGAGGAGGACGAUUGA